CUCAGAUAUUUACUUUAUAAUGUAAUGAAAAAAUACCAAAAAAACUUUAAUUUAAAAUUAAAAAAUGAGAUACGAGCAUUUUUAACAUCUUAGAACACCUUGGAAGCAGAGAGGCUCUCCGAAGAGCAAUGGCCAGCAGCUCGGAUGAUAGCAGCGAUGAGAUCGAAGAGGACUUGAGUGAAAAUCGCCAAAUACUGAAAUCAAUUGACAGCUUUGAAGAUCUAUACAAAACCUACAGGCCAAAGGUUGCCCAGAAGUUGGACCAAAAUAGUGAAAAUAUCGAACCCAUAUAUACAUUAGAGGAGGACAAAUCCAAGCGCUUGAGUAGGCAUUUCUCAAAUUAUCGCAUAGCUUCGGGGCAGGGAAGUGGACAACAGCAGGGCACCGUCAUGGCUCAUCAGACCUAUAGCUUCAGUGAAUAUCCCAUCUGUAGAAACAGCUCGUGUGCACAGAUGGAGAAUGACGACAUGCCUCAGACCUCAGAGGGCUGCUAUUGGACCUCCGAUGCUGUAGGCCAUAGCCAGGCGCUGCCCGAAAGCGGUUCGCGAUCGGAGGACACUAUUGUCAACCGUCCAGGUGUGUGCGCAACAUCAUCAGUCGGAGAGGAGCAGUCGAAUACGUCGGCACAGUGCUGUUCCUUGGGUUCAUGCUGUUGCUGUCGCAUGCCAGAGCAGGGUAAUCCGGGACAGGAGCUGCCUUCGUCGGGUCCUAUGACCUUCGCGCCCUUUCCAUUCAUGCCCAUGGGCAUGCCCAUGUACUGCCAAGGAAACGGUGGGCCAGAAACGAAUGGGUUGUACGCCAUGCCAAAUCAAGGGCUAGCGAAUGGGUUGUAUGCCAUGCCAAAUGGGGGGCCAGCACCGAAUGGAGGGAUGUAUGCCAUGCCAGCUUCUGCUUCAGGAAAUGUCGGGAUGUAUGCCAUGCCAGCUUCUACUUCAGCGAAUGGAGGCAUGUAUGCCAUGCCAAACGGGGGGCCAGCACCGAAUGGAGGGAUGUAUGCCAUGCCAGCUUCUGCUUCAGGAAAUGUAGGGAUGUAUGCCAUGCCAGCAGCAGCAGCCGCCAUGGGAAUGGAUCAGGGCUCACAAGGAGAACGUGGUGUGGCAGGCCAGGCGACAAGCAUGGCUCAAAGUAAUGCUGACGUCAACAACUGCUAUCCUGCACAAUCGCCGAGUGCCUAUUCGGGCAUGUCCAAUGCUGCUCAGCCAUCAGCAUCCAUGGGCAGCUAUCCGGUAAUGCCCGGUGCUUACCAACCAUCGAUGGCUGGACCCAACGCAGAUCAGAACUCUCAGGGACCAGAUGCUGCUGCCGCCUACGAGUAUGUUCAAAAGUAUAACCAAAGUAUACAGCAGUACUUGGCCACGGCUCAGCAAAACGUUCAGCAGUCAUUGGCCCAGGCCCAGCAAGCCACUCCACAGGUGUUCAACAAUCUCCAGCAAGGUAUUCCAGGAGCUAUGGGAGCUCAACCAUAUUAUCCAGGCAAUCAAGAAGGUUUCACCAAUAGCUCAAUGGACCCACAGCAAUACUUCCCACAGGCAAUGUCGAUGUCGAUGCCGUCAAUGAAUCCCACAGCCCUCUUUGGAAUGAAUGCAGCCAGCAGCAGCAGCAGCGGCAGUGCCUUCUAUGCCUCCCAAGGCCUCUCUGCGGGCGGCGUCAUCAACGAUAGUCUGCAGACCCAAACGGUGUACUCUUCCGACUACAAACCCAUUGCUGCACAGGGCAAUAAUUUCAAUCACUUCCCCAAUGGCAUUGACAUUGGCUUGCCCCCCGAUUCCUGUCCGGGCUUUUGUACCUCUGGAUCUGGAGCUGGACCUAAUGCCGGUGUCCCGCCAGAAAUGUGCAGUCAGCUGUAUGGUAUGGGCAUGGGCACGGGCAUGGGCAUGGGAAUGGAUAUGGGGAACAACAACUCCUAUCCCCUCAGUCAAAUGAACUAUGCAAGUUAUCCCUGUGAGAUGCCGAUGCCUGGCACAACGGCUGCCGGUGGUUAUCCUCCGCAAUUCAUUAAUUCCAAAUAAAUUUGCAUUGGAAUUUUCUCCACAAAUAAUAUAGGAUAAUAGAAAAUUAUAUUUUUUCUUUGGAAACAAAUACAUAGUUAAUUUUAAAGACAAAUCUGUAUGACAUGCCGUCGGGGUACCAACAACUUACACAGCAACUAUUUCAUUUAAUAUAAGUAAUUCAAAAUCA
Messenger RNA from Drosophila obscura, 2178 nucleotides. RefSeq lists its product as uncharacterized. NCBI's taxonomy places the organism in Eukaryota, Metazoa, Arthropoda, Insecta, Diptera, Drosophilidae. The transcript has 4 exons. Bases 129 to 2009 code for a protein of 626 amino acids. The record is from RefSeq and is a predicted model, not a curated record.